AUGCGGAUCGGUUCAGGGGCGAAGCUGGCAAUCUGCGUUGCGGUGUCCGUCCCAUGCGAUGCUCAGUUUCGCAACUGGCAGAGUGAUCAGGUGAACACUAGUAUUUGCGUAUGGAGUCAACCAAGAGCUGCGUUGAUUCGUGAUACCGUCUAUCUCGAUGGCGGUGAGAUAUGGUGGACUCCCGGUCUGGCCUCCGGAGAACUUGGACAGGUUUUUGGCUCAAGCAACCCAGAAGGGAUCGUUUUAUCUUACAACUUCUCUGAAUCCUUCUCAAAAGGCUCCAAUGUCACUGGUAUACUGGUGAAGGAUAAGCUCUCCAAGGCAAGGGGUGGAUUAUCGAGUGGCAUCAGCUCAGAGCCAAGCUACUACGAUGGAGGCAUGUUGGCCAACGAUGCCGAAUUCUUCCUUUACGGAGGUGCGUUAUUCGCCAACAAAGAAUUAUACGAUGCGCCGGCAGCGAAUGAAGUACUAGGCUAUCGCAAGUACCCCUAUGGUCCAGACAAACCUUUAUGGGGCACAUCAUUCACUGGACGUAAAUUGAACGAUGGCGUAACUCGGUACGUUGCUUAUGGCGGUGCUGUCAGCGCUCCGUCAGAAAAUAAGGCAUGGUACUUUUCUGGCCUCACAUCUCCGACCAGGGGCCCGAUAGAAUAUAAUGCUCCCCCUAAUGGUACGACACUGGCUACAAACGUGUCCAACACGCUGAUUGAGCUGGACAUGGCGGAGCAGAUUUUCGAAAAGUGGUCCAACAUAACUCUGCCAGACAAAGUCAAGGGACGAGCCAACCCUGAGGUUGUCUGGGUACCCGUCGGGAAGCAGGGCAUUCUCGUGGUUUUGGGCGGCGUUGUAUAUCCAGAGUGGUCAUCUGUAAGCCGUUCCUCACCGAAUGCGUCGGAAAGUAAACUGAGGAGUCCGGACUUUAUGCGUCUGAUUGAUAUUUAUGACAUCGCCAACAAGGAAUGGUAUCAACAACCAACUGAAGGUGGCCCAGGGACAAGAACUCGAGGUUGUGCGGUCGUAGCAACCGCCGCGGACAAAUCCAGCUUCAACAUAUACUACUACGGCGGUUUCGACGGAAUACGCAUGAAGGACGACUUCUACGACGACGUUUGGGUCCUGUCGCUACCUUCUUUCACAUGGACACUGCUGAACAAGGGAACGCCCGUCCAUGGUCGUUCAGGACACAAAUGCUUCAUGCCAUACCCGGAUCAAAUGAUGGUUAUUGGAGGUUAUACCCCCCUCAGAGGAGCUUCAAUCACCUGUUUAGACCAAGGGCCCAUCGUGGUCUUCAACUUGACGAGUGGAUCAUGGAUGGACGGGUACUCGCCCUCAAAAUAUGGCGAGUACGGCGUUCACGAAAAGAUAACCGCAAAUAUCGGAGGCACAGCAUCCGGAGGAGCCACGGCCACAGCUCCCCUGCCAUCCGGAUGGGCAUCAAAGGGCUUAGGUGAAGUCUUUUCAACGGCAUAUGACACGAAGAAAAUGAAGCAAUACUGGCCGUAUAAGUCUUCGUCGUCGCCGCAACCGACGGCCACAACUUCUAUCCCAGAUGACUCUGCGCAAUCUCAAAGCAAUCUGCUUUCUAUUAUUCUUCCGGCGGUUCUCGUCCCCGUAGCUGUUGCAAUUGGAAUCGGCGUGGCAAUCUGGUACUUCUGCGUCAAGAAGAGGAGGUCUGCUGCUUCGUCGUCAGCCUCGACGGCAGUUGAAAGUGGACUGAACAUUGUUAACUGGGUUAGAGGCCAGGGGGCGUUCAAGAGGUCCAUGAUGAGUGAAUCGCCUGAUAAGCUGGAGAGUGAGGCUUCUCCCGCUUCUCCAGAUGGGUUGAGGGAGGGGAGUGUUGUUGCUGCUUCGCCGGUGGUAGAGAAAACGGAGACGUUGCCUCAUGAGAUGGAAGAUACGCAAGUUUCUGAGCUUUGUGAUACGUCCUCACCCGCAGAACUACACGACACUGGCUUCACGCCGAUGAGUGCAUUCCAACACAAAUUCGCCUCCUUUGCGUCCGAAGUACCAUAUUCGCCAUCUAGUCCCUCUCAAUCCAACGGACAAUGGGGCGCAGAUGGCGCAAGCGCUGCUUCCCAAUCACCGAAUGUUGAAAGACAAUGGAUGGAGUCUCCCAUGCUGGCCAACUGGUCACAAUUACCCUCCGAAUUAGCGACACCUCAUGUCUCUAUUCUUGGGGUUCCUUCACAAGCCCCUGGCUCUGAGAAUAUCACCGCCGAAGAUGAUGCUCGCGAAGAUGGGCAAGUGUCUCCGGAGACGGCGCCAGAGAGGGUCGGCAGCGACUACAUCACUGCUGGGAAUAUAAUCAGCCCGUUGGGUAGAAGUCCGUCUGGGGCAACUGAGGACCGAUUAUUUCACGAUGAGCAUUAG
Pochonia chlamydosporia 170 is the source of this 2370-nucleotide messenger RNA. Its product is annotated as galactose oxidase/kelch, beta-propeller. The transcript has 5 exons. NCBI's taxonomy places the organism in Eukaryota, Fungi, Ascomycota, Sordariomycetes, Hypocreales, Clavicipitaceae. The record is from RefSeq and is a predicted model, not a curated record. The coding region runs from base 1 to 2370 and encodes 789 amino acids. Gene Ontology annotation, molecular function: protein binding.